AUGGAUAUAGACGCCAAUUGUUGCACAUCUUGUCAUGAAAACCCCAGGCUAAGUAAAGGAUCGGACUACGCAGAAGAAUCCUACAACCAAAGUGGACAGAGUACAUCACCAUUCAAAAAAGCUCGUAUAGAUUUGGUUAAAUCAUGGCCUCAAUCGUACAGGAGAGGAGCAGGCGCAGGAGCAGGACAAGAGAAUGAAAACAUCAACAAUAGAAGCCACAACAACAACAACAGCAGCAGCAGCAGUAGCAGAGAAGGAAGUGGAAGAGAAAGAAGAAGAAGCAGAAGAGGAAGAAGAAAGGGAGGAGAUUUAGGAGGAAGAGUAGGAAGAUGUAAUUCGGUAGGUGGAGAUUUAGAUAACAUGCCAUAUAUCACCGACUUUGAUACGUCAUAUACAUCCGAUUCUAAAACAGAUUUGGAAAGCUUACCUGAUUUGACCGAUGAUGAUGAUGAUAACAACAAUCUGCAAUAUUCACCUGAGGUAACACCAACAAAACAAAAACAUAAAUUCAUCUUUUUAGACGAGCCACAUUUUGAGUUUGAGUUUCAAAGGAAAAGCCUAUAUGAAGGACUACGUGCUUCGCAACGAGAGGUUGAACCAUCAACACCGUCCAUAUUCGAAAUCCCGGAAAUUGUUCAUCGCAUAAUAACGUACGUGGAUGCACAAAACACCGUGCUUCCACAUGAAGCUACUCCCGUGAGGAGAAAACCAAUAAGCCACAACCAUGCAAUGCUUAUCUAUGGAAGCAAAAGACUAGCAGAACUAGCAUUGAAAGAAAAAGAAGUGGUUGAGUCUAAUGAUAGAUACCUUAAUAACCCUCUUUACAAUUGCCUCUUGGUAAACAAACUAUUCAAUAAAAUCACAAAACAGGUUUUGCUGCAGAAGUUCUACUUUGAUGAUGAAACAAGACUACAGAAAUACAUCAUGUCCAAAUUGGAGGAAACAAAAGGAGCUGACAACCAUUACCGCCACCGCCACCAGCAGCAGCAGCAGCAGCAGCAACAGCAACAACAACAACCUCGUGUUUUCAAUCUUCAUAAAAUAUUUCGCUUAAAGCAAUCAACGUUUAACUUUCUUAACCACCAAAUGGAUUUUAGCAAACUACGUUCGUUCCAUCUCUUUAUGUGUCCCAAAAUUCAACCAUCUUGGCAAUUAUUCACAAACGCAUCAAAUUUGACGGAAAUUGUUAUCACGGGAAACAAGGCAGUCGAUGAUACGUUUUGCUACAAAGUGAGUCAAUUUUGUCAAAAGUUAGAAUUGCUAGAUUUAAGAGCAUGCGAAUUGAUAACUGAUUCUGGACUCUACAGCAUAUUUGAGAAAAAUAAGAACUUGAAAGUUGUUAAUGUUGGAAGAAAGAAUAAGGGCCAUUUAAUUACGGACUCUUCAUUGCAUAUUCUUGUCAGGAACAACAAAAGACUUCACACAUUGGGUCUUUCAGGAUCAUACGUCACAGACAGAGUACUUUGGGAAAUUGCAGCACUUCCAGAUCUUGCACGAUUAUCAUUGAAUAAUUGCUGCCAAAUAAGCAACCAGUGCAUAACUUCCAUUUUCACAACUAAUACAACGGCCUUGCGCUAUCUCAGCGUGCUUGAGUUACGUCAUAAUUUACAACUCAUUGAUUUAGCAGGUCUAAUUGCGUACAAGAGAGCAAAGGACUACGGGCAUGAGAAAACGGGCAUUUUUUUCCUUCUUGAACUCUGCGAGGAAUUGAUGUACAGGUACAGAAUUCAAGAGUUGGAGAUUGAUAGAGUAAUGUCCCAAAAAAUUGUCAACGAUAUCAACCAGUUUGUUCAUGGAGACGAUACAGACUUGUCUCUCGACCAAGUAUCUAGACUUAGAAGAUUUCACGAAUGA
This is a messenger RNA of Lodderomyces elongisporus, 1854 nucleotides long. It is a transcript of the gene AMN1, whose product is annotated as Amn1p. The transcript has a single exon. Lineage: Eukaryota; Fungi; Ascomycota; Pichiomycetes; Serinales; Debaryomycetaceae. The coding region runs from base 1 to 1854 and encodes 617 amino acids. Gene Ontology annotation, cellular component: cytoplasm. The record is from RefSeq and is a predicted model, not a curated record.